CAUGUUUUAUGUUAUUUUAAUUAGUGUGUGGAAUACAGAGUAAAAAAUAUAUCGUAUCAAGUUUAUUAACAUAAGGAUUUAAUAUAUAUUUUGUAAGGAAAAACAUAUAAUAUAAUACAAUUGAAAUGAAAAAAUCAGUAUUGUCUGAUGACAAAGAGGUCUAUGAAUUGCAAAUCAGGAUCCAAAUUAGGCAGUUAUAUGGCACAAACUUCUUUAACUUGAACAUAAAUCAAGUCAUAACUGUAUAUGCUGUUCCAAUUAGCCAUUACGAUAUCCUAAAUCAGAGACGAGAUGUACCACUUCUAUCAACCCUUAACGCAAUAAUAUCACUUCCAAACAGCGUUCUAAAUUUAUAUCAUGACGUUAUAGAUACAGCGAACUGUAGUUGCGAAAAUAACAAUGGAAAUGGAAAUAUCAGUUCAAGAGUCAGACCAAAUAGAACCGGAUCCUCUAUAUCUACAGAACAACAACUGUCAUUAAAUACUUCACCUGCACAUAUAAUGGUACGCAGCUCUCAUCUUAUGACAGAAGUUUCGGUCUUGGAUUAUCAGUCAAGCAACAGUGACUUAACAAUUAAUGGCAGACGAAAUCGAGAUAAUAGUGUUGACAUACACGCGGGAAAUACUUCUUUAGAAAAUUCUGUUCAUGCGAAUAUUGAACAAAGGGAAGAACCUAAUCAUCUUUCAUCGCAUAGACACAUUGAUUCAAACGUAUUAGCUCCAAAGGAAUUGUCAAUUUUAGAAAAUUUAACCCCGCUGGGUUCAAGUGAAGUUCAGGGACAACAACAUCCCGCAAAAGAGGCAAAGUCAAAACACAAAACAAAUAGUAGUAAUGUAUGUGUAAGAAAUGAAAACAUGAGUAAAACUAACAGGUCAAACCGAGAACAAUUUCAUGUUUUGGAUUUUUCACGGCGGAAACAUUCGAAUCGAAGUACAAUUAGCAAUGUCGAUGCUUUGGACUGUAGAUCACAAUCAUCGAACCAACAAAAAAUACCACCACAUAAAGCACAACCAGACGUUGGCAUUAGCCAAGUCGGCACUAACACAACUUUAAAUGAUCAACGCAUUGAUUUCCCUGCAGCAGCUUCUGCACUUCUUGCCGAUGGAUUCAAUAGACACCAAAUCCACAAAGCUUUAGACAAAUUUUACCAAAAUAGAGGUCACAAUAACCCAACAUUAGCAGAGCUUAGAUAUAUUGUUGUUGUACAAAACAGUGAAACUGAUGACUAA
This is a messenger RNA of Mytilus trossulus (common blue mussel), 1229 nucleotides long. RefSeq lists its product as uncharacterized. Lineage: Eukaryota; Metazoa; Mollusca; Bivalvia; Mytilida; Mytilidae. The record is from RefSeq and is a predicted model, not a curated record. The transcript has 4 exons. Bases 126 to 1229 code for a protein of 367 amino acids.